AUGGACAGCAAACAAGAGCCCCUUGCCGUCAUCGGAUACUCCUACAGAGCACCAGGAGUAGGUCGCUCAAAUCUCUGGGAACUUCUCGAACAAGCAAAGAGUGCCUGGUCACCAGUGCCGGCCGAAAGAUUCGAUGCCAAAGCAUAUUACCACCCAUCCUCCGAACGAGCUGGUUGUGUGACUUCGCAUGGAGGUCACUUCCUCCCGGGAGAUGUAUUUGCUUUUGACGCUCCAUUCUUCAACUUCCGAUCAGAUGAGGCCAAAUAUGUGGAUCCAAAGGUCCGCAUGCUACUGGAGUGCACCUGGGAGACAAUGGAGAGCGCAGGCGUUCGACCUCUCGAUCUUGCCCGUAGCCGAAUAGGAGUGUUUGCUGCCACGGGUGCUUCGGACUAUGUGGGUCAGCUCAUGGAUGAUAUGCCCACGGCCUCAAGCUUCACUGCGCUAGGCACUGCUCCAUGUAUGACGAGUAAUCGUAUCUCGCAUUUCUUUGAUCUGGUCGGUCCGUCCGUGUCUUUGGAGGCCGCAUGUGCGACGGGCGGUUACGCUUUACACAUGGCUUGCCAAAGCGUAAGAUCGGGUGAAUGUUCGGCUGCUCUGGUUGGUGCCUGUAUAUUAAACCUUGGGCCCGAGAACUUCAGCACUCUUGACACGGUGGGAACUCUGUCGGUCGACGGGAAGAGCUACAGCUGKGAUGCUCGUGCUAAUGGUUUCGGAAGAGGUGAGGGUGCUACCUGCCUUUUGAUCAAACCACUCGCAGAAGCCAUCAAGGCCGGAGAUCCCAUCCGCGCAGUUAUUAAAAACACCACCGCCUCUCAUUGUGGGCGUACCCCUGGAAUUUCUAUGCCGUCUCAGCAGGCACAUGAGAGUCUAUUCCGCGAUCUUCAUGAGCAGGUUGGCUUAGAUCCUCGGGAUACGACAUAUGUUGAGGGACAUGGAACUGGUACUCCAGUUGGAGACCCAGUUGACGCGAGUGCUAUUGCCGCCGUAUUUGGACGGGAUCGGUCCCCUUCCCUCCCGGUGUAUCUGGGAUCGAUCAAGGCAAACAUAGGACAUCUGGAAGAAGCAUCUGGAUUGUUGUCAGUCGUCAAAAGUAUCAUGAUGAUAGAGCGCGAGCGUCUUCUACCCACCGCCUUCUUUGAAACGUUGAAUCCAGCUAUCAAGAGCGGCGAAAAGCUUUGCGUCUUGAAAGAGUCGCUAGCUUGGCCUCCCGGUACGCUCAAACGUGUAGCCAUAGGCAAUUAUGGUUUUGGUGGUGCYAACGCUGCUGUCUUGCUGGAAGAAGCCCCCUCUGACUCCACUCGCGACGGAGACCUUGCCCAAGAAGUCAACGGCAGCGUCAAUGAAUCACCUAAAGAGCAAGGUCAAAAGCUCUUUGUCUUCUCUGCAAAGUCAUCUCACAGCCUGGACGCGUACUUGACAACGUUCCAGCAGUAUGCACUCGAUCUUCCCCAGGAGUCUACAAAGGAUUUGUGUUUCACUCUUGGGCAACGUCGAGCCCAUCUUCCAUACCGCGCAGCAUUCACAGCGGACUCUACUUCCUCUCUCUCGGAAGUCAUUGCUGCUAGCUUAGCUUCUACUGCGGGCAAGUUGAGCAAGAGUGGAGAUCUUGACAUAACAUUUGUGUUCACCGGACAAGGCGCUCAGUACUUCCGCAUGGCUUUGGGUCUAUCCCACUAUCCUGUUUUUGCUACCGCAAUUGAAGAGGCUGAUAAAUUCCUCGAAUCACUUGGAUCUUCUUGGUCUUUGCAGGAAGAACUCUCCAAGUCAGAAUCGGACUCUCGCAUCGACGAGCCAGCCAUCAGUCAGCCAACAUGCACUGCUGUACAGCUGGCACUCGUGCAGCUCCUCCGAGCAUUUGGGAUCACACCUUCGAAAGUAAUGGGACAUAGCUCGGGAGAAAUCGCCGCCGCAUUCGCCGCCGGUAUGAUAUCGUUCAAGUCGGCUUUGGCAAUCGCAUUCCUCCGAGGACAGGCAGCGACCAAAGUCCUUGAAGAUACCGACAUCUCUGGUAGUAUGCUGGCUAUUGGGAUAGGCGCCGAAGGCGCACGUGAGCUCUUCCCAGAGGACGACGAGGGCUAUGCUACGAUCGCUGCAUACAACAGCGCGAACAGUGUGACCAUCUCCGGCGACGACGCAGCUAUCGAAGCCAUCCAGAAGAAAGCCGAAGAUCGGGGAUUGUUUGCACGAAAGCUUCGAACUGGUAUAGCCUACCACUCGAGACACAUGGAGAAGGUGGCGGAAGAUUACGCAUCCAUGAUUGAAGACUACUUCCCGUCCGACUCGCCAGUCGUAUCGCCAGAUGAAGACCCCGUCUUCGUCUCUUCCGUCACGGGGUUGCGUGAGCCCAAAGAAAUCGUCGCGGAUUCCUCUUAUUGGGUUCGGAACAUGCUCCAGCCAGUCCUAUUCACCGAGGCUUUGGAAGAGCUGCUCUCGAUGGAUGAAGAUUCCGAGCAGAGUCUACGCUCGUCCAUGCUUGUCGAAAUCGGUCCUCAUGCAGCGUUGCAAAACCCCAUUAGAGAUACGCUCAAGCGCCUGGCUCCUCCACAGGUCAUGUACGCCCCGUCACUCGUCCGCAAGACUGAUGAUGUUGAGUCCAUCUUGGACCUCACUGCACGUCUCUUCAAAUCCGGACUCGACGUCGAUUUCGGUGUCGUCAAUCAGAUCAGCGCAUCCUCUGCCAGGGUUCUCGUAGAUCUACCGCCAUACGAAUGGAAUAAAUCCACCAGCUUCCGACACCAGUCACUGCUGACACGAAAGAAGCUACACCCAGACUUUCCCUACAACACUUUACUCGGCUGGAAGAAUUCCUCUGAUGGCCACUUGGACCACUCCUUCCGGCAGGUCUUCACUCUUGAUGACAUGCCAUGGCUGCGAGAUCAUAUCGUCGGCGGCGAUGUCAUCUUUCCCAUGGCCGGGUAUCUUUGCAUGGCUGCAGAAGCCAUACGAUUGAUUUCUCGCUCUCCUCCAACGAGCCUUCUUUUGCGCGAUAUCCAGGUCAAGACGGCUUUGACCAUAUUGGAAGAGGAACAAGUGCAGUUGACGACAAGAAUCCGGCCGUCGGGUUCUACCAUCUCGGAAGAGCGAAGUUUCGAAAUCAUUUCUCUAUCUGCCUCUGAUGACUGGGUCGUGCACUGUCAGGGCACCAUCAAGCCAGAGUACUCUUCAGUCGAAAGUGCUUUGACAGCACAGAUCGAGGCAGUCAUUGCCGAUCAAGCYGAGUUGGAGGAGUGCAAUGUCGAAGAAGAGUAUGCAGCAAUGAAGCGAUCAGGAAUCAGUUGGGGUCCUUUGUUCCAGGGGAUGACCAGCUUGCGUGCAAAGAAAGGAGCAACAGUUCAUACCGUUGGCUUGCGACCUACCGAUCAUGAGCGCUUCUUUACUGACAAGUCUCCGGUGACUGUGGACGCGCCGAUCCUCGACUCUUUCAACCACAGUGUUGGACUUGUGCAAGGUCGUGAGGGAGCAAAGAGCAACAUUACGGUGCCUACCUUUAUCAAUCGUGCCCGCAUCUCGAACAGGAUCACGAGCGACAACUUCACCAUUGGAACCAUCAUGCCCAGCCAGGACUCAAAGUCCGGAAAUUGUACACUAAACGUGUGUGCGUUCGCCGCCGGGGAAGAUGGAAGUCUGCAGGAGCCGGUAUUGGAAGUUGAGGGUCUCCAGCUGAGGUGCAUUUCAAAGGCGGAGCACUCCUCUGCAGAUGGUCCUGUACCACGGAGCUAUAUGUGGACUAAGAUUCCCAGUCUUGAUCUCGCAGAUGAUGCCGAUCUCGUCAAGAUGUUGCCCCCUAUUCCAGCCGACGAAGCAGAGAUGCAGGAAGAUAUUCGCGUCCGCGAUGUGGGUAUCUACUACACUGCUCAAGCCCUGGAAGCAGUCAAGGACAAGGACAUGUCGCAUCUACCACCUCACUUUUCGAAAUGGUUCGCGUGGGCGCACCACAUGGUCGACAAGUGGCCGCUGGACAUGGAACAGGUGAAAGCUACGAUACCGGAGGUAUCACAAGGUAGCUCCCAAGGCCAGAUAAAUUGCAUGGUGGGCGAGGAGCUCGUGAGGAUCCUGAACGGCGAGGUCGAGCCCCUUGAGGUGAUCUUACGAGACGGCCUGCUCACCCGCUAUUACGAAGAACACCRGCCGACCGUCCGUGGUGCUGAAGGUAUCGCUCGCUAUGUCCGCAUUCUCGCGGGCAUGAAACCCGAUUUGGSAGUUUUGGAGAUCGGAGGCGGCACUGGAAGUACCGCACCUGCAACGUUGGAGRCAUUGGAAAGUCAAGCCCUGGUCGACGCUCCCUGGCACUACACCUUUACCGACAUUUCUGCCGGCUUCUUUCCCAACGCCAAAGAAAAGCUUCGACAGUUCGGUACAGAGAGGGUGACAUAUCAGAAACUGGACAUCAGUCAAGAUCCCGUGCAACAAGGGUUUGCCAGUGCAUCUUACGAUCUUAUCAUUGCUGGCCUCGUGCUUCAUGCAACCCCAAAUAUAGAAGAGACCCUUCAGAACGCUCGUUCACUGCUCAAACCCGGGGGAAGACUGAUCAUGCUGGAGUUUGUCGACCCUGAUGGCGCGCUCCUACCGUUCACACUUCUUCCCGGCUGGUGGAAUGCCGAAGAUCAAUAUCGUUCACCCUUGGGACCAGAAUUGACCGCGGAUUCAUGGAAUAUGGCUCUUCAGGAAGCAGGGUUUUCCGGCAUUGAUCACUCGUUCUCCGUUUCGGACAACCCGAUCACUAAAUCCCCUGUUAUGUCUGUCAUGUGUUGUUCCAGAGUAGACACAGAUCCUUCGUCGGAAUCGGUUGGAGAAGCCUGCAAAGUAACAAUCGUGGGCGACUUGGAUUUGGAUACGUCCGACUUCGUAACAUCGAUUUCCGACGAAGUCAAAGCUAGCUGCUGCUCGGUCGUAUCAGACGUCACGACUCUGCAUGACUUUGCCGCCAGCGAUGAGCAGUACUGCAUCUACAUCGACCAAGCAGAUAACAGUCUGCUCAAGGAUCUGUCCGAGACGUCCUUUGAAGCUCUCAAAUCAACCCUUCUGAACACAGGUGGCUUGUUGUGGGUCAUUCCGGAGGGAGCAUCUCCAGACGCACACCUGAUCACCGGCAUGCUCCGCGCGAUGCGGCUGGAGGAUACCUCGAAGAAUUUCCUCCUUCUUACCGAAGUUCCGCAGAAUGCUACAGGAGCACGGACAGUGGUUCGCGUUGCAAAGCAAUUGCUCUCGGGAACCAUAGCGGCCGACGACGAGCAGGAAUUCAUAUGGUCUGACAAUCUCAUCAUGCUGCCACGCCUGAAAGAAAACUUGGUUGCAAAGGAGAAGUUUGAGCUGGAGGCUGGCAGUCUUGUGCGUAAAGAACGAUCUCUGUGGCGGGACGACGACACAACCGGUCUGGAGCUGAAUGUCGAGAACGUUGGUGACCCCAGUACGAUUUACUUCCGUGAGCUUAAGAUAUCCGAUCAAGAUUUGGGCGACGACGAGCUUCUCGUUCGAGUGGAAGCAGCGAGUCUAAAUGUCCGGGAUCUGCAGGUCAUUAAUGGGAGCUUGCCAUGGACGACUCCCGGUCUCGAGGGUGUUGGUACAGUGCUCCACACGGGAACCAGUGUUGCUGAGCUCGAAGAGGGAGACCGUGUCAUGUUCUUGACAGAAGAAGGAGCGAUGGCAACACAUAUCCGUCUACUCACUCACAACAUCUGCAAGUUGCCGGCUGAGAUGACAAACACUGACAUUGCUGGCUUCCCCCUCGCCUACGCCACAGCCCACAUUGCUCUUUCGCAUACUGCUCAGGUGACGCAGGAAGACACAGUCCUUAUACAUGGGGCUGCGGACACGGUCGGGCGGAUGUGCAUUGCAGUGGCCCAAAGCCUGGGAGCGACAGUGUUCGCAUCUGCCAGGACGGCUGACGAACGCUCAGAUAUAUGCACCAACUUUGGAAUUCCGAGCAGCAAUGUCUUCUCCUGCGACGCUUCUGACGUCCGCGAGGGCAUUUUGAAAGCAACACAGGGACAAGGCGUCCAUGUGCUGAUCAACAACACGAGCAACGACGAACUCAUGCAACAAUCAGCGGAUGUCGUUGCGAAUUUUGGUCGGUGGGUGAACUUACGAACCGCGGACCAGCAGAGAUACAAUGGCACCCGUGUGAAUCAUGCCCUGAUGGCCCGUAACGUCACGCUGAGCAAGAUGGACAUGCAUCAGUUCAUCAAACAUCGACCGCAACUCGUUGCCGAGAGCCUUCGAGAGGGCGUGAAAGUGUUGCAAAGCGACGUUGGCGAGACCCUCUUGCAUGGCCAGACAACCCUACCGAUCUCACAACUCACUGCAGGCAUGCAAAAGUUGCAAUCUGACACAGACCACAAGAUUUUGUUAACCAUGGGUCAGGACGAGUCCGUUAUUGGAGAAGCACAAUCUUCUAUGCAAAAGUCCGGUCCGCUGCUGAGUAGCGACGCAACAUAUCUCAUCUCGGGUGGUACAGGAGGCAUUGGCCGGUCGUUGGCAGUGUGGAUGUUCGAGCACGGGGCAGGAAAUGUUGUCCUGCUGGGCAGAAGUGGUGCAUCUCGUCCAGAGGUGGCCGAGCUACUCUCAACGUACAGCGGAUUACGGGCAAUCGAAUGCGAUGUCAGCGACCGAGACGCCUUGGCGAAAGCUUUAGAGGAUAUCCAGGACUUGCCGCCUGUCCGUGGAGUCGUACAUGGAGCAUUGUACAUCCGAGACUCGCUCCUGGUCAACCACACCUACGAAGACUGGACCCGCAUCACGAGCCCCAAAGUUCAAGGCGCAUGGAGUCUUGACGCACUAUUACCAGACCUAGACUUCUUCAWCUCGCUCGCCUCGAUGAACUCCGUCAUUGGACUUGUGGGAGUGACCAUUUACUCUKGAACAUCAUCGUUCUUGGAGGCAUUCACCAAACAUCGCCUCCAUCAAGGCCAGCCAGCAACAACAAUCCAUCUUCCGGUAGUCGAAGGAACCGGCUAUGUGGAGGAACGCAAUAUGACCGAGGAGAUGAGAAAGACGCAUGGUAUCUCGCUCAAAAUGUCUCACAUUGAGACAUUGGUCCAAGGAGCCAUCAUCGGCUCCAGCUCCGGGCUGAGUCCAGAUGGCAUCGCCAUAAGUGGUGUUCUUUGGCCGAUGAACAGAGGUAUGCGAUGGGAGCAUUGGCCUCAUGUGCGAGCCUUGACUACGGGUCUGCUUGCAGGUCGAGAUUCGGCCGAUGAGCACGAUAAAAGCCGUGGUGGAUCGAAGGGUGCUGUAGGAGAGUCCAGCGCGGAUCUGUUGGAAGGUUUGAUUGCCAAAGUGGCUGAGAUGACGAUGAUGGAGAUUGAGGAGAUUCCGGCCGAGAUGCCUCUGGGUCAGUUGGGGUUGGACUCUCUGGUAGCUGUUGAAUUGCGGAACUGGAUCAAGAGGGAGGGUAAGGUGGAGCUACCAUUGACGAAGAUUGUUGGGGCGAAGAAUUUGAAGGCGUUGGCGGAGCAUGUGGCGUCUUGUUAG
Messenger RNA from Ramularia collo-cygni, 7467 nucleotides. RefSeq lists its product as uncharacterized. Gene Ontology annotation, biological process: fatty acid biosynthetic process; secondary metabolite biosynthetic process. NCBI's taxonomy places the organism in Eukaryota, Fungi, Ascomycota, Dothideomycetes, Mycosphaerellales, Mycosphaerellaceae. The coding region runs from base 1 to 7467 and encodes 2488 amino acids. The transcript is spliced from 5 exons. Gene Ontology annotation, molecular function: oxidoreductase activity; phosphopantetheine binding; fatty acid synthase activity. The record is from RefSeq and is a predicted model, not a curated record.